Nerophis lumbriciformis (worm pipefish) is the source of this 1125-nucleotide messenger RNA. Lineage: Eukaryota; Metazoa; Chordata; Actinopteri; Syngnathiformes; Syngnathidae. The record is from RefSeq and is a predicted model, not a curated record.
AUGCAUUUCUAUCACAUUGGCUUGACUUUGCUGAUGCUUUUGGCUACAGCCUCCCUGGGCGAGAACCAGCAGCAGCCGCAGUCGUCCGUCUCAGCCGGGCCGCAGGACACCUCGGAGUCCUGCUCCACCUGCGACGUGCGCCAGCACAUCAAAAGUAUGCGCCUGAACGCUAUCAAGUCGCAAAUCCUGAGCAAGCUGCGCAUGAAGGAGGCGCCCAACAUCAGCCGAGACGUGGUCAAGCAACUUCUGCCCCGGGCGCCGCCGCUGCAGCAGCUCCUCGACCAGUACGACGUUCUCGGGGACGACAACCGGGACGCGGUCGUGGAUGACGACGACGAACACGCCGUCACCGAGACCGUCAUGUUGAUGGCAACCGAACCCGAUCUGGCAGUCCAAGCAAACGGUUCGCCCAAAUGCUGCCUGUUCUCGCUGGCGCAGAAGUUCCAAGCCAGUCGAAUCUUACGAGCCCAGCUCUGGGUCCACCUGCGGGCCUCCCAGGAGCCCACCACCGUCUUCCUGCAGAUAUCGCGCCUGACGCCGGACGGUGGGCGGCACACGCGCAUCCGCUCGCUCAAGCUAGAUGUCAAGGCCGGCGCCGGCUCGUGGCAGAGCAUCGACGUCAAGCAAGUGCUGAGCGUGUGGCUGCGGCAACCCGACACCAACUGGGGCAUCCAGAUCAACGCCUACGACGACAGGGGCAACGACUUGGCCGUCACCUCUGCUGAGCCUGGAGAGGAAGGACUGCAACCGUUCAUGGAGGUGAAACUGAGCGAGGCCCCGCGCCGCGCCCGCAGAGACUCCGGCCUGGACUGCGACGAGAAUUCGCCGGAGUCGCGCUGCUGCCGCUACCCUCUCACCGUGGACUUCGAGGACUUCGGUUGGGACUGGAUUAUCGCGCCCAAGCGCUACAAGGCCAACUACUGCUCGGGCGAAUGCGAGUACAUGCACCUGCAAAAGUACCCGCACACCCACCUGGUGAACAAAGCCAAUCCCCGGGGCAACGCGGGACCCUGCUGCACUCCCACUAAGAUGUCGCCUAUCAACAUGCUCUACUUUAACCGCAAAGAACAGAUCAUCUACGGCAAGAUUCCGUCCAUGGUGGUGGACCGUUGCGGCUGCUCUUGA